GCAGUUGCAUUAUGGGAGACAGAUGAUUGACACGGCCGCCAUUUUGCUCCAGCUCUCCCUGCUUCCAUUGUGUGAGAGAUAGUAAAUAUCUGACAGUGCCAGACAACCACAACACACUUGUAUCCGUGCGAAGAAAAAGCGUAAAAUUCACCCUCGGUGACACUUCGUCGUAAUGGCUCGUACCAAGCAGACAGCUCGUAAGUCCACUGGAGGAAAGGCUCCUCGUAAGCAGCUGGCCACAAAGGCUGCUCGUAAGAGUGCCCCCUCUACUGGUGGUGUCAAGAAGCCCCAUCGUUACAGGCCUGGUACUGUGGCUUUGAGAGAGAUCCGUCGGUACCAGAAGUCCACUGAGCUGCUGAUCCGUAAGCUGCCCUUCCAGCGCCUGGUGAGGGAGAUCGCCCAGGACUUCAAGACUGACCUGCGUUUCCAGAGCGCUGCCAUUGGAGCCCUGCAGGAGGCCAGUGAGGCAUACCUGGUGGGUCUGUUCGAGGACACUAACCUGUGUGCUAUCCAUGCCAAGCGUGUCACCAUCAUGCCCAAAGACAUCCAGCUGGCACGCCGCAUCCGUGGAGAGCGUGCUUAGAUGGCCUAAUGUUUCACCUCUGUCCUGUUUUUCUUUACCUGUCCCUGCCUUUACUCCCUGAAUCUCCCCCACCCAUCCCUGCCACCCUUUCUCUCCAGCCUGCCCAGCUUCUCAGUAGACUUUAGAGUAAUCCUGAUUAUGAAGAGAUAGAAAUAUGUCUGGUCUCUCAUAGAUUUUUUUGUCUUCACCAAAUGUUUUUAGGGUACCUUUUUUGUGCAUGUAAUAGGUUUGACAGAUCAGAUGUGCACAUGCAUUCAUACUCAAUCAAGCGUCACUUGAUUUGGUUUUGCCUCAAAGCAUGAAGCCCAACCUUGAGUUCACCUGGAUUCUUCCAGGGACGGGAGGCCAGUGGGUGUGGUUUGUGUGGCAGAGCUGAAGCACGGGGAUGUGGCCGAGGGACUAGUCUGCUUAAGGGGAGCUGCAACUUCCACAGCAGGGUGCUAUUAAAACUAGUCCUGAGGCCUCUGCCCUGUUUGAACACCCUCCUUCCCUCCUGCCCAGUCUGUCCCUCGACACCCCAACUCCCCCACCCCCCGCCCCUCUCUGCAGCUGCUGCAGCUGCGACCAGACAGCUCACUGUACCUUGUCAAACCACCGCCUUCACCUCUGUAACCUGCACUGGGAAGGGGGUGGCGGUCUAUUGGGUUUUUUUGUGUGGAUGUGUAAGCUCUGACCUGUCAAACCACUUGUACUCAACAAACAAGAAUCUUUUGGUUACUUAAGAAUAUUGAUUAUCGUUGUGGAUAUGAUGUUUAUUAUUUUUUUUAAGCAUAUAAUUCAUCAACAAACAUUUCUUCUAUCUACCGCUUCCAAAAUCAUCACAUUAAGAGGGGAAAAAAAACGUAUGGUUAUCAGUUAUCAACAUGGUUAUCAGUUUUGGUUACAGUGAUCUGAUUUGCUAUAGAAAAUCAGGAAGGGCUUCUCUGUUCUCCAAGGCAACUUCUAUUCUAAUGGCAGCCACAUGGGGGCAAUGGUUCACCAUCUCCUCGUCUACUCAAUUGUUCACUGUAGAUCAAUCAUCAAACACAAUGCUUUUGUCUCCAUCUUUAUCUCCACAGAUAGGCUUUAGACUUGUCACAGCAGUAUGAAUUGAAAUGAUAGUAAAAGUUACACUCUGCAUGUUAAGGGUCUGUGUGUCUCUUGCACUCUCUCUCGCUCUCAACAUAUAAUCUGUCCCUUUCUCAAAAUUUGUGAUACACAAUAUAACCUCAUAUUUGUUUUCUUUUAUAUUUUUCUUAUUCCUCAAGAUUUUCAAACGUAUAAAUAAGCUGAUCUUUGUAUUUUCCAAAUUUCUCAUAUUAUGGUGGUAAUAAAUAGGUGUUAAAACAA
Scatophagus argus is the source of this 1912-nucleotide messenger RNA. It is a transcript of the gene h3f3c, whose product is annotated as H3 histone, family 3C. The record is from RefSeq and is a predicted model, not a curated record. Lineage: Eukaryota; Metazoa; Chordata; Actinopteri; Scatophagidae. The coding region runs from base 173 to 583 and encodes 136 amino acids. Gene Ontology annotation, cellular component: nucleosome. The transcript is spliced from 4 exons. Gene Ontology annotation, molecular function: structural constituent of chromatin; DNA binding; protein heterodimerization activity.